Rotaria sp. Silwood1 is the source of this 903-nucleotide messenger RNA. Lineage: Eukaryota; Metazoa; Rotifera; Eurotatoria; Philodinida; Philodinidae. The record is from the annotation of a GenBank genome assembly.
AUGCAUUGUACUAUUGUGAGCAAAGUAGUUUUUCUACUGCUGAUUAUUGCGAUUAUUGUUACAUCUGAAGAUUGUUUACCACUUUCUAACUUUCCCAUCGCUCAACCAAAUUGGUUCAAUUGUCCUGUUCUAUCAAAUGGAAUUGAAACAAGCAAUAAUGUUCAUGCUCAAUAUAUGUUUGUCAAUGUACCUAUUGAUUUGAUUAUAACUACAAAUUUAACAACUUGUACAGAAACAAUAAAAAUCUUUAUCAAACGAUAUUUCAUAAAUGGAAGUGAAAAUAUAGGAGAUGGUGGUAUACCAAUAUCGACUUUAAAAUCAGAAGCUAUUCGUGUUGUAUCUAAAUAUAAUGGUGCUAUAACAAUAUAUGCGAUGGAUAAACGUGGUGUUGGUAAAAGUGAUCUAUUAGAAUAUCCAAUAUCAAUAUUAUUAAACUUUUCAUCUUGUUUAUCAUAUAUAAAAGAGCAUGAAUAUCGUUUAAAACAUGAUGCAUUUACAAAUAUGGGACGUGAUCUACAAUAUGUAUUAAACGUUGUUUCUAAUCGUCAACAUUUAAAAUCAAAUCAACGUGUCAUGUCAAUGGGUUCAAGUCAAGAAACUUAUCUUUUACAACGAUAUCUUCAUUUAAUAGAAAAUGAAAAACAAAUUGAUGGUGUUAUACUUGAUUCUGUUGUUCCAACAGAUUUUAUUGACCUUGUUAAAUAUGAUAAAUAUGUUAAUUACAUGUUUUUAGAUUUAUUUGUACGAUGUGCACAAGAUAAAGAAGGCUGUGCAAAUAAAUUUGAGGAUCAAAAUCCAUUACAGGCUGCCUAUACUUAUAAAAUUAAUGACGAAAUUCAGAGAAAUUUAUCUUGUCUUUCAUCCUUAAAAACAACUAGUACUAAAAUCUGUAUAAAAGUGUGA